Molecule: messenger RNA, 1067 nt
Organism: Phalaenopsis equestris
Lineage: Eukaryota; Viridiplantae; Streptophyta; Magnoliopsida; Asparagales; Orchidaceae
Product: epimerase family protein SDR39U1 homolog, chloroplastic
Exons: 10
Coding region: 161-865 (234 amino acids)
Source: RefSeq, a predicted model, not a curated record
CAGAUGAUCAUAUUGUCCGUAUUUUAACAAGAUCGAGGAGAAAUGCACUGCUAGUUUUUCCUGGUAAGAAGGGCGAAGGUUUCCUGAGAUUGUGAUUGCGGAAGAAGAAGGGUGGAAUAAGUGUAUUGAAGGUUCAAAUGCUGUUGUAAACUUGGCUGGAAUGCCCAUAAGUACUAGAUGGUCAUCUGAGGUCAAGAAGGAAAUUAAGCAAAGCCGAGUCAAAGUUACUUCUAAGGUGGUUGAUCUGAUUAAUAAGAUGAAUUCCAGUACACGGCCUUCUGUUCUGAUCAGCGCAACAGCAAUUGGCUAUUAUGGUACAAGUGAAACAGAAGUUUUUGAUGAGAAAAGUCCUUCGGGUAAUGACUAUCUAGCUGAGGUCUGUAGAGAAUGGGAAGCAAAAGCACUAGAAGUUGAUAAAGACGUAAGGUUGCUACUUAUUCGUGUAGGUAUUGUUUUGGGACAAGAUGGUGGUGCUCUAGCUAAAAUGAUUCCUCUCUUCAGGACGUUUGCUGGAGGACCUCUUGGUAGUGGUAAACAAUGGUUUUCCUGGAUUCAUAUAGAUGAUCUGGUGAGCCUCAUCUAUGAAGCUUUGAGGAAUCCAUCCUAUAAAGGUGUUAUCAAUGGAACUGCACCUAAUCCAGUCCGAUUAUCGGAGAUGUGUGAUCAGCUGGGGGAAGUUAUGGGCCGUCCGUCAUGGCUUCCUGUUCCAGAUUUUGUGCUCAAAGCAGUGCUUGGUGAAGGCGCCUCAAUAGUUUUGGAAGGACAGAAGGUGAUCCCAGUUAAAGCAAGAGAAUUGGGUUUCAAAUUUAAAUACCCUUUUGUCAAAGAUGCUCUCAGGGAUAUCGUUUCAUCUGGAAGUACUUAGGCUAUUGUAGUGGUUUUUGUAUCAAUUAUAUCAUUAUGAUCCAGUAAAACUUUGUAUGAUGGUGGUAGACACAUGCAUGAUUUUGUUCACUCUGAUGCUCUGACAUUUCCAUUUCAGGCCUUCUGGUUGGUGCCAAGAUGUGCUAUAAAUCAUUCAUGUAAUGGUUGGUGAUUCAACUUCUAUCAGAUUUUAUUAUUAUUAU